Messenger RNA from Thalassophryne amazonica, 4525 nucleotides. It is a transcript of the gene whrna, whose product is annotated as whirlin a. Lineage: Eukaryota; Metazoa; Chordata; Actinopteri; Batrachoidiformes; Batrachoididae. Bases 392 to 3316 code for a protein of 974 amino acids. Gene Ontology annotation, biological process: auditory receptor cell stereocilium organization; sensory perception of sound. The transcript is spliced from 13 exons. Gene Ontology annotation, cellular component: stereocilium tip; photoreceptor inner segment; stereocilia ankle link complex. The record is from RefSeq and is a predicted model, not a curated record. Gene Ontology annotation, molecular function: protein binding.
GCGGAUUCUCCCCAAAGUUUACGUCAUUUGGAAGUUAAACCGACGCGUGUGCGCAAUGUGAAGUCGCUCGGACGCUGAGCAGGAUCACGAAACUACUUUUCUUUCCUUUUCGACGCGGAGUUCAUCGGUGUUGGCUGCGUAAAAAGUGUCCGCGGACACUUGACCUGUUGGAAAGCCGAGCGCGUCUGAUGACGCGCGGCCUCAUUAAUACACUCGAGUUUGGUGCAGUUUUUGGCGCACGGAUCGGCGCACUCACUUUAAGGACUGAAAUUAUGUAAAGGACAGAUCGCGUCUUCACCGCCGGCGUGGUUGGACCUGCGAUGCGGAGCAGCAACGCCGCCCUGACGGCCGCACUGCGCGCUCUCUAACCCGCAGGAGCGCCGCCGCCGGGAUGAGCGGCACCGACCUGGAGCGCGUGUCGCUCAGCUCCUCGGCUAACUCCGUGGCCUCCAGCGCGCGAACGCUGUCGGCCAACGUCAAGAAGCUGCACAACGCGCUCAACCUUCUGCUCAACGACUUCGAGAGGGAGCAGUUCAUCCACUGCCUGAACGUCUACCACUCCAAGCGCAACGUCUACGACCUGGUCCAGACGCUCAAAGUCAUCCUGAACGCGCCCAGUAAGCGCCAGUUGCUGCCCAUGCUGCGUCUCGUCAUCCCGCGCUCCGACCAGUUCCUCUUCGACCAGUACACCUCCGAGGGCCUCUACCUCAGGGCGAAUGUGGUGGCGAGCAACGGCAGCGCCGACGCGCCGCCGGGCGACUUCCCGAGCGCCAGUCCCACUCCUCCGGGACCCGGACACUUCUCCCCGGACUUCCACGUGGCGCUGCGGGGCUCUCCGGACAGUUUCAGCGCCAGCAGUGACGGGACAGCUCCGCUGGUGCCGCUGCUCGGACAGAACUUCAUCCCCGAACCACCGGGCGAACCGCGGCAGGUCACCAUGAAGCGCCACAAGAGCCACGAGGGUCUGGGCUUCAGCAUCCGGGGCGGCUCGGAGCACGGGGUCGGGAUCUACGUGUCCCUGGUGGAACCCGGGAGCCUGGCGGAGAAGGAGGGACUCCGGGUGGGAGACCAGAUCCUCAAAGUCAAUGACAAAGUCUUCGAGAAAGUCACUCACGCGGAAGCCGUCAAGGUACUGAAAGGCAGCAAAAAACUUUGUCUCUCUGUGCGUUCUGUUGGGCGUAUUCCUGGUGGAUACGUCACCAAUCAUGUCUAUACAUGGGUGGACCCUCAGGGUCGCAGCGUGUCGCCCCCUCCUGACCUGCCAGAGCAUCACAGCGCCACCCUGAGGAGAACCGACAGCCAGCAACGCAGCAACAUGCAGCUGCUGCAGGAAGGAGAUGAGAAGAAGGUCAACCUGGUUUUAGAUGAUGGCCGGUCUCUUGGUCUGAUGAUUCGUGGUGGAGCUGAAUACGCUUUGGGUAUUUACAUCACCGGAGUGGACCGAGGUUCAGCGGCAGAGUGUGGCGGACUCAAGGUUGGCGACCAGAUCUUAGAGGUGAACGGUCACAGCUUCCUGAGCGUCCCACAUGACGACGCUGUCAAAGUCCUGAAGUCGUCGCGACACCUGAUGAUGACGGUGAAAGAUGUCGGCCGCCUGCCACAUGCGAGGACGGUGGUGGGUGAGACCAAGUGGAUCCCCAGCUCACAGAUUGCAGAGAGCUCUGCCAACAGCAGCCUGGCAGGCUUCUCGAUGGACCAGGGAGCCGCUGCAGCAGGAAAGCCUGGUUUUUAUAAGGGCAUUGCCGGAUCACAGGUGACCAUCUCCAGUCUGGUCAACCAACCCCGGGCCAGAUUGGAGGAGCAGGGGCGCCACCUUUUGACAGAGGCGGAGCGGCAGACCAUGAGCUACUAUGUGGAGGAGUACCAGGACGGACAUAUAGGGGUGGAGCCGCUGGUCAUGGCGCUGUUUGAGCUCCUCAACACGCAUGCCAAGUUCGCUCUGCUGUCGGAGGUGCGUGGUCUAGUCACACCGCAGGAUCUGGAGCGUUUUGAUGGACUUGUGCUGAGGCGUGAAAUUCAGGCUCUAAAGGCCCGGCAGGGGCUAGCUGGGGCGUCAGCCCUCCAACCGGACUCCCUGUCCAUGGUGUCUUACCCAGACACCCUGAAUUCCUCGUCAGCCAGCUUCACCACCAAUACCACGCUCAGCUCUGCACGGGAGCGGCUGCUGUGGCUGAUUGAUAUGAUGGAGAACGUCAGUGUGGUGGAGAAUAAUGAAGAGGAUCCUCCAGAGAGUCUGGACGUGUUGUUGCCUGACAUUUCUCUGGAUGAUGUACAAUCCACCACAGGCGAAUCUCCUCCCUCUUUCAAACCUCCACCGCCACCAGGUGUGCAAAGACGACCCACUCGAAGAGACAAGCUCAACAAAUGCCCCUCAUCCGAGUCCUCUCACUCAGGCUUGUACUUCACAGCCCCGACCUCCCACGCCCACAAAGAGUCAGGUCAUGCCGUUACCUCACCCUCACUGCCCCAGAAAAAAGAGCCUCGGAAGGACCCAUCUCGGGACUACGCGGCCAUCCGAAAAAGAGAUCCUUCAGUUCCACGCAAGAAGGAUCAGAUAUCAGCUUCUCAGCUGGCAGUCGUCGCUCAGCAUAACAUCGGCCCUUUUCCAAGGGUCCAGUCCCCCAGUAGAGCCACCAAACCUGUUGGUCUAUCCCCUUCUCCUCCACCACCUCCUCCACUUCCUGCUCCUCCUCCACCUCUUCCUAUGCAUAUUAAGCCAGCAUCCAUUUCCAAAUCCUCUCUCGCUUCUCCUAGUUCCAGACAGGACUUUGUUACAGUGGAGGUUCACAGACCCAACGCAGAACCAGACGUGAAUGAGGUGCGACCGCUGCCCCAAGCUCGAGGUGGCGCCCUGUCUCAGCUGUCAGACAGUGGUCAGACUUUAAGUGAGGACAGUGGUGUGGACAUUGCUGAGUCAGGACACAUCAGGAAAGACAGCUGUAAACUUUCUUCACACUUGCAUCAGUCCAGUGACCCUCAGGGUGGUGGGGGGGACACCCACACCAAACCGCCGGGGCUCCUGGAGUCCACCUCUACACUAGUGAGGGUGGUGAAGAGUGCCAGUACACUUGGUAUUGCCAUUGAAGGUGGAGCCAACACUCGCCAGCCUCUGCCACGUAUAGUCACAAUACAGAGGGGGGGCUCGGCUCAUAACUGCGGCCAGCUUAAGGUGGGUCAGGUGAUCCUGGAGGUAAACGGGAUUUCCCUGCGAGGUCGAGAGCACAGGGAUGCCGCACGCAUCAUUGCGGAGGCUUUCAAGACCAAAGAGAAAAACUACGUUGACUUUGUGGUGACGGAGUUCAAUGUGGCGCUAUAGCUGACUGAAAUACGACAAGAGAAGGCCGCGCUAACAGAAAAAGAGUAUAUUUAUUUAUUUGACACAAUUCAUUUUGGCAGAUAUUCCUCACAUGAACCAUCUGGUCUCUGCCAUCUUUUCCAUCCAUCAAUCCAUGGGUCUGAACAUGUGACUCACGUAUAAGGAGCAGUAUUUCCUUUGUGGACUUGGUUCAGGAUUCUCUCCAAUGUGGUAACUCUCCAUUGUCAGACCUUAUGCACUCCAGUGGAAAAUAAUGGAAUCGUCACUCUCGGUUUGUUCUCUCUAUCACAUGGAUCUACAAAGGACCACGUUGUUUUUGAAACGGCGUCAAUGUUGUGUAGCACUCUGAUAUCUACGGCGCCCCUAAAUGCUACAGUGGGAUUUAUUUAUUUGUUUUCUGAAAACUUUUACAUUCCCUCCCAAUAUUCAGGAAAUGGUUCAGUUUUAAUUUUUUUAUUUAUUUAUUUAUUAUUCGAUCCUGGGCUGAAGUGUAAGUGUCAAACUCAAGGCCUGACUGUGGGGAAUUUCUUCUGAUUAGUGUCGGAACCUCUCAUUUCUUCUUCAUGUCCUCUUCUCUCUUUGCAUCUCACACUUCCUGUCGACUCCUGUCUAACAAAUACUUUAUCAGCACCUGACAUUCGACCAUAAGCUGUGUAAUAAUUGUUGCUGGGACAGCAGAGUUAAUAACUGUCCCUUAAUUAAAUUUACAAGCACUUGGCUUGAUUAAGUUUGACACCUAAAAUUUAAAAUAUGCAAAUGUCGUGUCACUGCUUAAUAAGUGCUCUAAUGUAAUUAUGGACAAAAACUAAACUACUUCUCCAAUUUGCUGGUACAUUCUAAAAAUAACCAGUAUUAUAGCAAUGUGCAUUGUUAAGUAAACACAAAUUUUAAAGAUAAAUGUGAAUAAAAUUGCAAAAAAUCCAUAGGUUUUCCAAAAAAAAAAAAAAACAGGUAUUUUUAGACAAAUACAGCUCCUGCUACUGUUUGUUAGUGGCUCUGUACUGUAUGUAGCGUUCUUUUUUGGGGGGGGGGGGUUCUUUUGUCAAUGAGACAACAGCACAUGUUAGACUGAUGCAUUUUCUGUGAACAGUAGAGAAAAAUAUGGUUCAACUUUAUAAGCUUGGGUUUCUAUGUGUAAAAAUGUAGAUACAAAUUGCAUAUAUACUGUACCGAUCAAGAUAUGAGCUAUAAAACCCGUUACCUAUGUUG